GCGCUUGCUUACCGUUUGUCCCUUCCCCUGCGUGUCCAGUUGCGACAGCCAUGUCGCUCGCCGAGACUGGCCUCGCCGUGGCCUCGGUGCCCAACGGAGAGUGCAGCAGUUCCCUGACUCGGCCAGGAGGGAACCGAGUGACGGUGGUGCUGGGCGCGCAGUGGGGCGACGAGGGCAAGGGGAAGGUGGUGGAUCUGUUGGCGCAGGACGCCGACAUCGUCUGCCGCUGCCAGGGAGGAAACAAUGCUGGCCAUACAGUUGUUGUGGAUUCUGUGGAGUAUGACUUUCAUCUCUUACCAAGUGGGAUCAUCAAUCCAAAUGUCACUGCAUUCAUUGGAAAUGGUGUGGUAAUUCACCUGCCAGGAUUAUUUGAAGAAGCAGAGAAAAAUGUGCAAAAGGGAAAAGGCCUCGAAGGCUGGGAAAAAAGGCUUAUAAUUUCUGACAGAGCUCAUAUUGUAUUUGACUUCCAUCAAGCAGCAGAUGGCAUUCAGGAACAACAGAGACAGGAGCAAGCUGGAAAGAAUUUGGGCACCACAAAAAAGGGUAUUGGCCCAGUUUAUUCCUCUAAAGCCUCUCGAAGUGGACUCAGGAUGUGUGAUCUUGUUUCGGAUUUUGAAGGCUUCUCUGAGAGGUUCAAAGUUUUAGCUAAUCAAUAUAAAUCUAUAUAUCCCACUUUGGAAAUUGAUAUUGAAGGCGAAUUACAAAAACUCAAGGGCUAUAUGGAAAGGAUUAAACCAAUGGUGAGAGAUGGUGUUUAUUUUCUCUAUGAGGCCCUCCAUGGCCCUCCAAAGAAAAUUUUGGUAGAAGGUGCUAAUGCAGCCCUGCUUGAUAUUGAUUUUGGGACUUACCCUUUUGUGACUUCUUCAAACUGUACUGUCGGAGGUGUUUGCACAGGUUUGGGCAUGCCUCCUCAGAAUGUAGGUGAGGUAUAUGGAGUUGUAAAAGCAUAUACAACUAGAGUUGGAAUUGGAGCCUUUCCAACAGAACAGAACAAUGAAAUUGGAGAAUUGUUACAGACCCGAGGUAGAGAAUUUGGUGUGACCACUGGAAGAAAAAGACGGUGUGGGUGGUUGGAUCUUGUUUUGCUCAAAUAUGCUCAUAUGAUUAAUGGAUUUACUGCGUUGGCUCUUACCAAAUUGGAUAUUUUGGACGUGUUUACAGAAAUAAAAGUUGGAGUUGCGUACAAGUUAGAUGGUGAAAUUAUACCUCAUUUUCCAGCAAACCAGGAAGUCUUAAAUAAAGUUGAAGUUCAAUAUAAAACUCUCCCAGGAUGGAACAUAGACAUAUCAAAUGCAAGGACAUUUAAAGAUCUCCCUGUCAAUGCACAGAAUUAUGUUCAGUUCAUUCAAGAUGAGCUUCAAAUUCCAGUUAAAUGGAUCGGUGUAGGUAAAUCCAGAGAAUCAAUGAUUCAACUCUUUUAAGGACUGCCAAUGCAGGAAAGAAGCACACUCCUCCCUGCCCGCCUGCCCGCCCCCUGCCCCCCUCAAAAGAAAGAAAGGAAAAAAGAAAGGAAGAAAGAUAAAGACUGCUUAUUCUUAAAAAAACAUUUUAUUUUCAAUCUGCAAAGCCAAGGUUAUGGACACUGAAUGGAAGUACAUCCUACAGUUGUUUUCAGAUUUAGGAUCAAUGGCUGCUGUGGAAAGAAACUUCGGCAUUUCCAGUGUCAGCUUUCUUGAGCUGGCAUAACUGCCAGAUUGUUUUUGCUCCUGCUGCUCAUGGUGCCACAUUUUCUUUUAAUGUUUAGUCAUAAUAUAGUCCACAUUUUAAAAAAUCUAAUGUAGAGAACUCCUUCAAUUGUAUUUAAUUUUCAUUAUUGUCUCUGUGCUGUCAUUGGCGUUACCCGCAAAUCUUAGAUGGUAAGAACAAUUAAUGCAGUUUUGCACAAAUACUUUUACAUUCUGAUCAUUCAAAUUCUGUCAUUGUAAUCUUUGCUGUUAGAGUAAAUGAUUAAAAGAAGAUGGUUCUGGUCAUUUUUGUAAUGCUGUAAAUUCUGUUUAAAUUGUGAACUAUCUUUUAUCCAGAGACCAUUGAAUUUGGGAGGCAUGCAUAGGUUCUUUAAUUUGUACAGACAGCAUGGAGAACUUGAUUUCUGUGAAUUAUUUAAUACUUUGAACAUUUAAUUGGUCAAGAGGAAAAGGUACCCACAAAAAUCUGCAUAUUGUAAAAAGUUCACUUAUAAUAAUUAAAAAACUAGUCUGAUUAUUUGGUGGGUUUGAUUCUUUGUGAUUUAAAACAAUUCAGAAAGAUGUACCUUGCUUUUUGUAAUUUAGCAUUGUUCUUCCAUCUGGUAGGCUUAUUCUUCAACAUUGUGCCUACCGCUAUGCCUAUAAAAAUCACAUGUUGCCAAAUGCACCAAACAAGCCUCUCCAAAUUCUAAAUCAUAUCUGGAUGAUUAUACUUCUGCUCUCCUGGGGAAAAAAAGGCACAAUUUUGAAGAUUAGGCUUAAAUUAUAUUGUGUUUCAGAUUAGAAAGACACAUUAAAUGAGAUAUUUUAAAUAUUUGAAUUAGGUGCCAUUUAAAUUCCUUUAUUUUAUUAUAUCAUCAAUAGCUGAUUAAAAAGAACCAAAUAUUUCUAGUACACCUUUGCAUAAUGUGUCUUUGUUCUGGAGAAAAAGGCAAUAAAAUUUUUACUGGUA
This is a messenger RNA of Gracilinanus agilis (Agile Gracile Mouse Opossum), 2637 nucleotides long. RefSeq names its product adenylosuccinate synthase 2 (gene ADSS2). Gene Ontology annotation, cellular component: cytoplasm. Gene Ontology annotation, biological process: IMP metabolic process; 'de novo' AMP biosynthetic process. The record is from RefSeq and is a predicted model, not a curated record. Gene Ontology annotation, molecular function: GTP binding; adenylosuccinate synthase activity. Lineage: Eukaryota; Metazoa; Chordata; Mammalia; Didelphimorphia; Didelphidae. The transcript is spliced from 13 exons. Bases 51 to 1421 code for a protein of 456 amino acids.